AUGCUCGCGCGCGCGCUCGGACGCGUCCGCCGAAGCGGCGUCGCGGGCGGCGUCGCGGCGGCGCGUCGCGCGUACUACGACGAGGAGAAAUUCUUGAAUCAAUUCCUCUCCGUCGCCGACGCGGUCGAGGACGCGUUCCCGAGGUGCGUCGUGGAUGGAAAUAACGACCUGGUCAUCGGCGCGACGGAUGGGGCCCGGUCGGGGGCGUUCGAGGUGGUGAUAUGCGACGCGGUGGGCGGCGAGGAGGCGCUGAGGGGGGCUCGGGCGAAGGACGCCGUGUUCAGCGCCUUGCGCGAGGGCCGACCGCCGAGCGCGCUGGAGAUCUUAGAGGCGAUCGAAUCCAACGUCGACGCGACUUCGUUGGGAUUGAACGCCGACGCGGGGUCGGGGUGCGGAUGA
Messenger RNA from Ostreococcus tauri, 399 nucleotides. Its product is annotated as unnamed product. Bases 1 to 399 code for a protein of 132 amino acids. Lineage: Eukaryota; Viridiplantae; Chlorophyta; Mamiellophyceae; Mamiellales; Bathycoccaceae. The transcript is spliced from 2 exons. The record is from RefSeq and is a predicted model, not a curated record.